UCCUUUUCUUUUCAGACGAGCAAAAUCGUUCUCCGCUGCCGUAGAUGUGAACUCCUUGCUGCACCGCCUCUGUUCCUCCCUUCCCGAAACUCAUGGGCCCAAAUUGCGAGCUGUGGAGAUACAAAAUCUAACUGAUUCUGCCUGGAAUAUGGACAGGAAGAUGAAUAGCAGAAGGAAAGGAGGAGUGAAGUUGGUUAUUUUUCUGGCACAUGGAUGUGAUUACUCUCGGUGCAUUCCAGAGGGGUUCCUUUGAAUUCUCUGCAGGUCUGCCUGCCAUUCCUGGGAGAAAGAAAGAAAGAAAAAAGGGAGGAAAAGUCCCUCUCUUGCCUGGAGACGGAAUGUCUGCACUUUCUAUCAUCUUUUUAGCUUCCUGUUCUGUUUGGAUAGCUGAGGCUCAGACGGAAUUCAAGAGAGUGGCUGAAGAAAACGUGACUUUGCCCUGCCACCACCGCCUGGGCCUCCUGGAGCAAGGAAGCCUGGAUAUCGAGUGGCUGCUGCAUGUUUCGGAAACAGUGCAGAAAGCGGUAAUCACUUACUCUGGAGGCCACGUUUAUGAUGACCUGAACGAAGAUCAGAAGGGCCGUGUUUCUUUCACUUCCAACUUUCGUGCUGGAGAUGCGUCCUUGCAGAUCAUAUCUCUGCAGUCAAGUGAUGCAGGAAAGUACAUAUGCAAAGUUAAAAAUGCUGGGCAAUACGAAUGGGCUCGCAUCACCCUGAAGGUUAUAGAGAAGCCUUCCAAGCCCAAAUGCUGGCUAGAAGGGGAGCUGCUGGAAGGAAAGGACCUUUCCUUGCAGUGUCGGUCUGCAUCUGGCACUGCACCCAUCUCCUACCGAUGGCAGCGCUUAAGUGAGGACGAAGAGAGAGCUGAACAUCUCCCACCCACAUCAAGAGUCAAUAUAUCUAAUCCUGGGCAAGUCCUCCUAAAGAAUCUCACACAGAUGACUACAGGUUUAUACCAAUGCAUUGCCACCAAUGAGGCUGGGCAAGAAAACUGCGUUGUUCAGGUGACAGUGCAGCAGGCACAGAAUAUUGGCAUGAUUGCUGGAGCUGUUUGCGGAGUGGUGGUGGGGCUUUGCCUCCUUCUCCUGGUGGUGAGGCUGACCAUAAGGAGGAAAGAAAAAAAGAGAUAUGAAGAAGAGGAGGCCCCAAAUGAAAUCAGAGAAGAUGCAGAGGCGCCCAAAGCUCAUCUCGUCAAGCCCAGCUCCUCUUCCUCUGGUUCCAGGAGCUCGCGUUCGGGUUCCUCCUCUACCAGGUCGACUGCCAACAGUGCCUCUCGCAGCCAACGGACUUUGUCAACAGAAGCUACUCCUCAUCUAACUCCUCCCCAGUACAGCCAGAAGGAGCCAGAGGGAAGGGAGCCUGAGCCAAAGAAAGUCGACUAUGCCAACCUGAUGAAAAUGGGAGCCACGCUGGUCAUGGUGCCCGCGCAGAGCCGUGCGUUCCAGACCGUGUGACUGCAGCCCCCAGGAGACCCUGCUGUCCAGAAGCACCUCAUACACCAGCUGCAUAGGAAUAGAUGCAUUAGCUCGUUACCUUCCUAGUCAGCCUAAUUUUAGUCACGGAUUAUUCACAUGGCAAGAAGCCCUCCCACUCAAAUCUGUCUUAGACCUUCCUGCACUGAUCUUAGUUUUUUAUUUAAAAAGAUGAGUUUGAGGGAAGAGGGAGCCUUCUUUUUAAUUAACGCUUUAAAAAAUGGACCAGCAAGCAUUACAAAACUGCAGCUGUAUAAAUGAAAUUUAAGCGCUGUAUAAAUGAAAUGAAACCAAACCUCAGGACUUUGUAAAAGGGAUCAACAGAGGCAAAAUAGCAUACAAUGUUCUAGGGAGGUUUAUAGGGGAGGAGGAGCUUUUAACUAGUUUUAGUGAACUUUCUGAAAGAACCAUUGUCUUAGCUGAAGUUCUUGAGGCAUCUUCUCUGCUGAAGAUUUUCUGCUGAGCCCUCUUAUGAGACAGCCCUAAGUUCCCUUCAUUUCUGUAUUUGGUCUCUUAGUGGAAUACCUUUGGAGGCUGUUAACUGCGGCAUAAAGGAAAUGUAACUCAAGGGCCAGAGAUGCAGUAUUAAGACAUGGAGCUGAAACAACCUCUGUCCUAAAAGGACCUUUUAUGUCAAGGAAACAGGUGCUUAAUUGUUUGAUUUAAGUAAUACAACAAUAGAUAUAGACAGGAGCCUGAUUCUGCUAUUAUGGUCAGCACUGGUUAGCACCAGAGGAAACAUUUAGAAGAUACUAUUCCUAUUGCAAUGCUGUCAAUUCACCAAUUUGGGGAUGAGCCAUGUUGCAGAAGCCUAAAGGAGAGCUCUUUCUGAGGCUGAAUCAACAGCAUCCUUAAUCUGACUAUCAGGCAUUCAGGUAAGAGCAGACUAACAGCACAUUGAGGAAAACACUGCAGGGCCCAGAAAAUGCAUACAAAACUACUAGAAUAAAAUGUGUGCAUUGUCCCAUUUUACGGCCAACAUGGGGCCCUGCUCUGUUGUUGAGGCUUAAACUGUAGCAGGACUCAAAUGAGAGAAUCAUAUAAAUAUUUUAUGUGAUUAAAUUAGCCAGAAUAAGUGUUUAUAAGGAAUAUAAAGUCUCAUGCUUCAAGUUGCAAGCCAAACAAGAAAUGGUGCGAGAUAAGGAUGGGCUUCUGCAGGCAGAUGUUCCUGUAACUUGCUUUCGUUUACACUUUCCUCUGGACGAUUUUCCUCUGGCCACUGCUCCACACAAGACGCUCAUCUUAUAGGUCAAAUGCUUGUAGYCUUAAAUCAACAGGCUUUCUAUAUAGCCUGACUUUUUGGUUUGUGGGAUGCAAUGUUGUCUUCAUUUGCCAAAGGACUCCAUGGGAGACGGAUCAGCACAGGAGGAGGACACAUCUAUAUUUUGGUCAUUCCAGGGAUGAUUAAUAUGCUUCUGAGACGCAGCCUUCUGGCUUCUUUAAUGAGCUCUUAAAACACUUGCUCUAACUUCUCCAGGGGUACCAACAUCUGAUCAAAACUGAGCCUUGGAUUGUUACUUGUGCAUGGGAAGGUCUGAAGCCACUUGCCCUGUAUUAUCUGAAAGAUUCACUUCUCACAAGCAUUAAAAUGCAACCUAAUGGUUGUAUCCACAAACCAACCUAACCACCUUUAGGAGGAUAGAGGACCAAUUGGUUGUGUGAGGGAAGCACUCUUGAUCACCAGUUCAAACCAAGGAACCAUCUGGUAUUAGACAUUUGAUAAGCUUAUGUUUUCAUGACAGCUCCUGCUAUUGAAUGUUAUAGCCUUUUACCUAAGGACUGGGCCAGGACAUUGCAAAAGUGUGUUCCAGACUCAGCCCUGUCUUGGUAGAUGAUUGUAGCUGUUGCCACAUGGAAGAAGCAACUGUAAAUGUUGGGGGUUCUUCUGCAGUUUGUUCUCUUGCUGGGCCUUGAGGUGCCUUGCUGGAGAAGUCCUCAGCAAGAGUAUGAGCAGGACUUGAGAGCCACAAGCUGCUUAAUAUGGUAGCUCACUGUUCAGGAGUGAAUGGUCUCUGUGUUCCCCCAACAGAUGAGCUGAGGAUAUGUAUUCUAUGCAUAUACAGACUGGAACCGCUUUCUGAGCGAAGUAGCUGUGCUGGAGCAACCAGCAGCUUAUUACAAAAGGUAAUGAUUGAAGCAGUUGUGCUAACAAAGGUCUAGGUAUGAAAUACUUGGCUUGUUCCUGAGUCAUGGAGCAGAUUUGUCACUUGUGAAAUGAAGGAUUCUCUAGCUGCAGCCUGGAGGCUGCUUGUUGUCAGCUAUGACGCUUGGAGACAGCUCCUGGCAGGCUCUUUCCCGGCAGCCUUGUGGAACAGGCUGCAGGGCAGACGAGCCAUGGCAGCCCUCUGCUCGCUUCCAGCUGCCCUGGAGCUGGGAAGUUGCUCCUGGAUGUCUGAUGAAUGGGAGGAAAGGUUCCUGGAUCCUGGGGCCAAGAGGUGAGGCRGGAGCCAGCACUGGAGCCUGCUGUCGUCUUCCCUUGUCCUGUGGGGAAGUGGGUCCUAUCCGUGCCAGCCCACCUUGCAUCCACUGCCACGCUGGGAACGUGCCACACAUUAGGAAGGGCCCUGGGACUUGCUCCUACCAGGGAUACCAAGCGUGGGCACUGCUGUGGACAAGGGACAAGUUCCACACUCCAAGCAAAUACCAGAAAGACCUUGUUCCAAAAGCAUGAGUAUUUCAUUUUCAAGGGGACAUUGUCCGAGUUCUGGAUAAGGGCAUCAGGAAUUCUACAAGGGAAAUGAACCAUAAGACAAACCAUUUUGUAAAAUAGUGCAUUUAAAGCAUUUACUGUCAUAUACCAAUUAUUACUAGAGUGUGGUAACACGCAUAUGAUCUUAUGUAGCUUUCU
Molecule: messenger RNA, 4320 nt
Organism: Nothoprocta perdicaria
Lineage: Eukaryota; Metazoa; Chordata; Aves; Tinamiformes; Tinamidae
Gene: CLMP
Product: CXADR like membrane protein
Exons: 7
Coding region: 210-1454 (414 amino acids)
Cellular component (GO): cytoplasmic microtubule; membrane; cell surface
Source: RefSeq, a predicted model, not a curated record